GAACAAAAUCAGAGCAGAACAAAAAGAAACAGAAGUUUGUUUUACUACGGUCCACCAUCUCCUCAAUUUCAAGAAACGGAAGCUGAAGAAGAAGAAGAAAAAGAAGGAGAAGGAACAGCAACAAUAACAACAGUAGCACAAACCGUUACUUUCAAACAUGAACAACUGUAAACUAAGAGUCUGUAAUUGGCAGGAAGUUUAAUAUGAUGGCAUUUAUCAAAUUUGAUCCUUGGAAGCCCUUAAUAAUUCAUAAAUAUGAUGGAAACCCUUAGAGUCAGAUGACAUUGUUCUUUCCUUGUUUUAGUGGAUAUAUGGCUAAUCAUUCUUUAGUAUUGGAUAAUACUUCUGUUAGUACUGUUACUAUAUCAGAACAUCCAUUAGUCAUUGGGCAAGAGUUUCCAGAUGUGGAAACCUGCCGAAGGACACUGAAAGAUAUUGCCAUAGCUAUGCAUUUUGAUCUUCGGAUAGUUAAGUCAGAUCGCAGUCGUUUUAUAGCAAAAUGCUCCAAAGAAGGUUGCCCAUGGCGUGUCCAUGUAGCAAAGUGUCCUGGUGUUCCAACUUUCACCAUAAGAACCCUACAGGGAGACCAUACUUGUGAGGGAGUUCGCAAUCUUCAUCAUCAGCAAGCAUCAGUUGGUUGGGUUGCAAGAUCUGUUGAAGCACGCAUUCGAGAUAAUCCACAAUAUAAACCAAGGGAAAUACUGCAAGAUAUUCGAGAUCAGCAUGGAGUUGCUGUUUCUUACAUGCAAGCUUGGCGUGGGAAGGAACGCAGCAUGGCUGCACUUCAUGGAACAUUUGAAGAAGGUUAUCGUCUUCUCCCUGCAUACUGUGAGCAAAUAAGGAAAACUAACCCUGGUAGUAUUGCAUCUGUUGUUGCCAUUGGACAAGAAAAUUGUUUUCAACGCCUGUUUAUUUCUUAUCGUGCAUCAAUUUAUGGGUUUAUAAAUGCUUGUAGGCCACUUCUAGAACUUGACAGAGCACAUCUUAAAGGAAAAUACCUAGGUACAUUGCUUUGUGCUGCAGCUGUUGAUGCUGAUGAUGCUUUGUUUCCUUUGGCUAUUGCUGUUGUUGAUACUGAAAGUGAUGAAAACUGGAUGUGGUUCAUGUCAGAAUUGCGAAAACUUCUAGGAGUAAACACAGACAACAUGCCUAGACUGACAAUACUGUCUGAAAGGCAAAGAGGCAUGGUAGAGGCAGUAGAAACACAUUUUCCUAGUGCUUCACAUGGAUUCUGUCUGCGUUAUGUUAGUGAAAAUUUCCGCGAUACAUUUAAAAACACGAAGUUGGUAAACAUCUUUUGGAAUGCUGUUUAUGCACUUACAGCUGCUGAAUUUGAAAGCAAGAUUAGCGAGAUGAUGGAAAUUUCGCAAGAUGUUAUAUCGUGGUUUCAACAAUUUCCUCCCUAUCUUUGGGCUGUGGCAUACUUUGACGGUGUUCGAUAUGGCCAUUUCACACUUGGGGUAACAGAAUUAUUGUAUAACUGGGCCCUUGAAUGUCAUGAGCUCCCUAUAGUGCAGAUGAUGGAACACAUCCGCCAGCAGAUGGUAUCUUGGUUUAAUGAUCGGCAAGAUAUGGGCAUGAGGUGGACAUCAAUUCUUGUACCAUCAGCUGAGAAGCGGAUCUUGGAGGCAAUUGCUGAUGCUCAUUGCUAUCAAGUACUCCGGGCAAAUGAAGUUGAGUUUGAAAUUGUGUCAACUGAGAGGACCAAUAUUGUGGAUAUACGGAGUCGUGAGUGUUCUUGUCGCCGGUGGCAGCUUUAUGGUUUACCUUGUGCCCAUGCUGCUGCUGCACUUAUUUCUUGUGGACACAAUGCCCAUAUGUUUGCUGAACCGUGCUUCACUGUACAAAGUUACAGAAUGACCUAUUCACAGAUGAUAAAUCCUAUACCAGAUAAGAGCCAAUGGAGAGAUCAGGGAGAAGGAGCAGAAGGUGGAGGAGCAAAGGUUGAUAUCAUAAUUCGUCCACCAAAGACUCGCAGACCUCCUGGAAGGCCUAAAAAGAAGAUUCUACGAGUUGAGAACUUUAAGCGUCCCAAAAGAGUUGUUCAAUGUGGUCGCUGCCAUAUGUUAGGACAUUCUCAAAAGAAAUGCACAAUGCCCAUUUGACAAAUUUGUUUACUUGUUAAAAUAUCUCUUGUUUCAGCAACAUUACCUGCAAUAGAAUCAAUGUUGUGUUGUAUUGUAAUUUAAAUGUAUUCUGAACCAGUCAGUGACAGAAUAAGGAUCCAUUAGUUUUUGCCAUAAUUUUAUAGAAUUGUUUCGCAAUGGUGGUGGGCUGUCAGCAUGCUCUGUUUUCUCGUCUCACUUAACAAUUAGUUAAUUAAUGACAGAAAAUUGUCUUAGUGGUUUGUCUCUGUUCUGGAGAUUGUUUCACAAGUUGGGCAAAAUAACUCGAACUGGUUUAUCUUCAUUCCUCCAAAUGCUGCCUUGGUCUUCAGGUCUUGCACUUUUAGUUCUCUUCCUUUGUUAAUAUCUUGAAGUAGUACAUGCCUUUCUUAAUUGAAUUUUCAUGAACUAUACUCUAGAGGAAUGAUAAACUCAAGAAAACUGAUCGACUGACUCAGGACACUCCCAUGGAAACAAUACAGAUACUCAACUUACAGAUGAAUGGAAGAUGUCACUAGACAUUUUCUUCUCAUUAUUGCCUAUUGGGCCAGUUCUACGCAGAAUUUGUCCAAUGAAUCUUUAGAAUUUUUUCCUUAAAUGUGUUUUCUCGUUUUGCUUUCAUAUUGUUGGAUAAAGUGCUGUUUCUACCUAAUGCAGGUUUUAUUAUUUCAAGGCUGCAUAUAUUCAAGUGCUUCUGUUUUGGCAGCAAGCUGCAAGCGAGUUAAUUAUUACUAG
Messenger RNA from Abrus precatorius (Indian licorice), 2840 nucleotides. RefSeq lists its product as uncharacterized. The record is from RefSeq and is a predicted model, not a curated record. Lineage: Eukaryota; Viridiplantae; Streptophyta; Magnoliopsida; Fabales; Fabaceae. Gene Ontology annotation, molecular function: zinc ion binding. Bases 279 to 2105 code for a protein of 608 amino acids. The transcript is spliced from 2 exons.